Molecule: messenger RNA, 1659 nt
Organism: Odobenus rosmarus divergens (Pacific walrus)
Lineage: Eukaryota; Metazoa; Chordata; Mammalia; Carnivora; Odobenidae
Gene: TRIM35
Product: tripartite motif containing 35
Exons: 6
Coding region: 1-1482 (493 amino acids)
Biological process (GO): positive regulation of apoptotic process; innate immune response
Molecular function (GO): zinc ion binding; protein binding
Source: RefSeq, a predicted model, not a curated record
AUGGAGCUGGGUCCCGCCGCGUCCCCCGGACCUUCCCGCUCCUUCAAGGAGGAGCUGCUCUGUGCCGUCUGCUACGACCCCUUCCGCGACGCCGUGACUCUGCGCUGCGGCCACAACUUCUGCCGCGGGUGCGUGACCCGCUGCUGGGAGGUGCAGGUGGCGCCCACCUGCCCAGUGUGCAAGGACCGCGCGGCCCUCGCAGACCUGCGCACCAACCACACCCUCAACAACCUGGUGGAGAAGCUGCUGCGCGAGGAAGCCGAGGGCGCGCGCUGGGCGGGCCACCGCUCCCCGCGCCUCUGCCGCCCGCACCGCGGCCAGUUCAGCCUCUUCUGCCUCGACGAUAAGGAGCUGCUGUGCUGCUCGUGCCAGGCCGACCCCCGGCACCAGGGGCACCGCGUGCAGCCAGUGAAAGACACUGCCCACGACUUUCGGGCCAAGUGCAGGAACAUGGAGCACGCUCUGCGGGAGAAAGCCAAGGCCUUCUGGGCCAUGAGGCGAUCCUAUGAGGCCAUUGCGAAGCACAAUCAGGUGGAGGCUGCCUGGCUAGAAGGGCGAAUCCGGCAGGAGUUCGACAAACUUCGUGAGUUCCUGCGAGUGGAGGAGCAAGCCAUCCUGGACACCAUGGCUGAGGAGGCGAGGCAGAAGCAGCGUCUGGUGGAGGAGAAGAUGAAGCGGCUGGCGGAAGACACCGAAGCCCUGGCCCAUGAGAUUGAGCGGCUGCAGGUGGAGAUGAAGGAGGAUGAUGUUUCUUUUCUCAUGAAACACAAAAGCCGAAAACGCCGCCUCUUCUGUACCAUGGAGCCAGAACCGGUCCAGCCCGGCAUGCUCAUCGACAUCUGCAAAUAUCUGGACUCCCUGCAGUACCACGUCUGGCGGAAGAUGGUCACGUCUGUUGAAUCUGUGCCCUUCAGCUUUGAUCCCAACACCGCGGCCGGCUGGCUCUCUGUGUCCGAUGACCUCACCAGCGUCACCAACCAUGGCUACCGAGUGCAGGUGGAGAACCCGGAGCGCUUCUCCUCGGCGCCCUGCCUGCUGGGCUCCCGCGUCUUCUCCCAGGGCUCCCACACCUGGGAGGUGGACCUGGGGGGGCUGCCGAGCUGGCGGGUGGGCGUGGUGCGGCUGCGCCAGGACGCUGGCGCCGAGGGCCACUCGCACAGCUGCUACCAUGACACCCGCUCUGGCUUCUGGUACGUGUGCCGCACGCAGGGGGUGGACGGGGACCACUGCGUGACCUCAGACCCGGCCACGUCACCUCUGGUCCCGGCCAUCCCUCGCCGCCUGCGCGUGGAGCUGGAGUGUGAGGAGGGCGAGCUGUCCUUCUACGACGCCGAGAGCCACUGCCACCUCUACACCUUCCACGCCCAUUUCGGGGAAGUGCGGCCCUACUUCUACUUGGGGGGUGCACGGGGGGACGGGCCCCCCGAGCCUUUGCGCAUCUGCCCCCUGCGCAUCACUGUCAAGGAGGAGCUGGAUGGCUAAGGCCAGCCCGGAGCCUGCCCUGCGCCACCUGGGACUUGGGUCAUGGUCCUGCUUCCUUUGUGUCCCUCUUCUUCAAGCCGUGCUCACCUCAGUACCUCUGAACCGUCCGCCUCCUUGCCAGGAUCUGCCUGCUGACCAGUCCUGUCCUUUUCCUGUGGCUCCAGGCCCCAAGCCACC